GCAGACUCAUGUUGGGAGUUUCAAUGGGAAUUAUUUCGAGUACAGUGCCUGUUUUAUUAUCUGAGGCUGUGCCAACUGCAANAAGAGGAGCGAUUGCAAGUUUAUAUCAACAAAUGGUUGCAACUGGAAUCUUUANAGGUUACAUUGUCGAUGNGAUAUUUGNGAACANAGAUGAUAUCGGCUGGAGAUNGAUGUUGGGUUCCACUAUGGUACCUGCCUNGAUUGAAUCAUUUGCAGUUCCAUUUCAAGNAGAAAGUCCAAGGUGGCUUAUCAAGAAAGGAAGAANAGAGCAAGCAGAAAAGGUUUUAUUGGCUAUUAGGCUUUCUUCAGAACAUGCUUNGAGAGAUUNAGUACUCAUUAGAAAGGCAGNAGAGGAGGAACGAAGAANGACAGAAAACAAGAAUCUGUACGCAGAGUUACUUACAGUGCCUUCUCNAAGAAGAGAACUAUUUGUUGGAAUACUAUNAAUGCUAUUUCAACAGUUCUGUGGAANGAAUGUUUUUAUGUAUUAUGUCGACUAUAUGUUUACAGAUUNGAUUGGGAUAUCCGACAAGAAGGCUGUAUUGGCUAGUUNGAUUGCCGGAUUCACUAAUGCAGUAUUCACUCUGCCUGUAUAUUGGGUCAUUGACAAAUAUGGACGACGGUCUCUUCAGCUGUGGACAUUUCCCAUUAUGUGUGCCAUGCAAAUGUUGGCACUGUUUUCUUAUUAUGGAACGAAAUGGGNAAAUUUUGGUCUUUUUAUGGUGGCAGUAUUCAUUUUUAUUGCAGCAUAUUCUCCUGCCAAUGGUCCUGUUCCAUGGGUUUAUUGUCCAGAGAUCUUCCCACUUUACGUACGUGCGCAAGGAAUGGCAANAACUACAUUCUUCAAUUAUCUUUUCAACUUUGUGGUUUCCUAUUCCUGGCCUGAUAUGCUCCAAAAAUNGAAAGCUCAGCGAGGAUAUGGUUUUUAUGCAGGUGCUAUUGCAGUUGGAUGGGUGCUUUUAUUCUUUUUUAUGCCAGAGACGAAAGGUUAUACUUNAGAGCAAAUGGGAAUGGUAUUUGAACAUAGUCUCGGAGAAANAGCACGUUAUCAUUGGAAAUGCGGCAUUAGAAAUAUACGUAAAUUGUUUGGGCUUCCAACCAGUAGUGAGCCAUUGGCCUCCCCUUAUAAUAAGAAGCNGAAUCUUAAAAUGCAUGGGGUUGAAGAAUAGUAUGAGUAGAUGUAGUUUGUGUUUGUUUGAUAAACCUUUUUGUUUCAGU
This is a messenger RNA of Galdieria sulphuraria, 1239 nucleotides long. Its product is annotated as MFS transporter, SP family, sugar:H+ symporter. Gene Ontology annotation, molecular function: myo-inositol:proton symporter activity. The record is from RefSeq and is a predicted model, not a curated record. Gene Ontology annotation, biological process: transmembrane transport. The annotation marks the transcript as partial. Gene Ontology annotation, cellular component: membrane. Lineage: Eukaryota; Rhodophyta; Bangiophyceae; Galdieriales; Galdieriaceae. The transcript has a single exon.